CCGUCCCAAAUAAUUGCAGCCCACCAACGCCAUGGCCGCCGACGACUCCAAGGGAAAGAAGCGCAAGAGCGCACCGGAGACGGCGCCCAAAGCGAAGAAGCCCAGAAAGUCGGACGAUGUUGCUGCCAGCGAGCCCAAGCCGACGAGGAAAUCGGCGCGCAAGCAGGCCGCCGACUUCAUGGGCAUUGACGAGGAAGAAGCUGCGCCUGCUGUUGCCGCCGAACCCGUCAAGCCGAAGAAGGACAAGCAGAGCAAAGCUGCCGCCGCCUCCGCUGCUGCUACCAAGGUGGCUGAACCUGUCGCAGAAGCGGUAGAGGCCGCCGAAGUUCAGGAAAAGCCCAAGAAGCAGGCAAAGAAGGCAAAGGCCGUAGUCGCAGAGGAGACGACCGUCACAGAGACCCCCAAGGAGACGACCAAUAAGGCAAAGAAGACAAAAGCGGCUGCAGAUGCCCCCGCCAUCGUAGAAGAGACGGCCAUAGUCACCAAGGCCAAGAAAACAAAGGGUGCCAAGAAGCAGGAAGCACCCGAACCAGAGGUCGAGGCCACUGAGACAGCCGUCGUCUCAGAUGACGAUGACGACGUUGCCGAAGACGAUCAGACAGCAGCCCUGCUUGCUGGGUUUAGCGAUGAUGACUCCGAAGAUGCCGAAGAAGACGAAAACUUCAACGAGGAUGAGAAGAUUCCGAAACUGAGCGCAAAACAGCGGAAAGCCCUCAAGCAGGCUCAGGACGCCCCCAAGGCCGACCAGCCGGGCGUCAUCUACGUUGGUCGUGUGCCCCGCGGUUUUUUCGAGCCCCAAAUGAAGAAGUAUUUCUCCCAAUUUGGAAAGGUCAACAACCUACGCCUGUCCCGUAACAAAAAGACGGGUGCCUCCAAGCACUAUGCUUUCGUCGAGUUCCAAUCCCAAGAGGUAGCCGACAUUGUUGCGCGAACCAUGAACAACUAUCUACUCUUCGGCCACAUACUCAAGGUCCACCUUAUUCCAAACGACCAAGUACACCCCGAUCUCUUCAAAGGUGCGAACCAGCGAUUCAAGGUUGACCCUCGCAACAAGAAGGCCGGUCUCGAGAUGGAGCGUGGUGCCGAACGCUCGCAGUGGGAGAAGCGCGUUGAGAACGAGAACAAGAGGAGACAAAGCAAGGCUAAGCAGCUAAAGGAAGCCUUCGACUACGAGUUCGAAGCACCGGUCCUCAAGACCGUUGACAGUGUUCCUCAGCACACUACUAUAAAGAAACUGCAACCCGCAGAGUCCAAGAAGCUUCUGGUCGACGCCCCCGCCGCAGAGGUGGCCGACGCAGAGCCACCAAAGGGCAAGAAGGGCAAGAAAGGAGCAAAGGCUCAAGCUGAAACAAAACCGGUGGAGGCUGUUGAGGCCACCAAGGUUGCGUCACCUGCGCAGGCAAAAAAGGGCAAGAAGGCCGCAAAGGCGAACGCAGAUGAGCCCAACGGUGUGACUGAAGAGGCGCCCGUCGUAGCCGAACCGGUCGCUGACAAGAAAAACAAGAAGGACAAGAAGCGCAAGUCCGACGUUGCGCUUGAGACUGCUGCCGUCACUGAAGAGACAGUCUCUGAGGUUGCGCCCAAGAGCAAGAAGCCCAAGAAGGAAAAGGAAACCAAGCCCGAGCCCAUUGUUGAGGAAGUCGAGGAGAAGAAGGCGGCUGCAAAGCCGAAAAAGGCCAAGAAGUCCAAGGCUUGAGUACAUUUAUCUCUUGACAUGGUACAUUUGACUUGCUUCUGAGUCGCCAAAACUAUUCAUGUAUGUGUUAUGUUGUGUCAUGUAGUUGUGAAUACUUGUCUCCUUGACGUUUGGUGGUUUUCACUUCGUUCUUGCACAGACUAGGGGUGCACUAUUAAAAGCAAAGCAUCGGGUUGAAUAUACUAAACAUAUACUCUUAUUC
Messenger RNA from Exserohilum turcica Et28A, 1898 nucleotides. RefSeq lists its product as uncharacterized. Gene Ontology annotation, biological process: maturation of LSU-rRNA from tricistronic rRNA transcript (SSU-rRNA, 5.8S rRNA, LSU-rRNA). The transcript has 3 exons. The record is from RefSeq and is a predicted model, not a curated record. Gene Ontology annotation, molecular function: RNA binding. Lineage: Eukaryota; Fungi; Ascomycota; Dothideomycetes; Pleosporales; Pleosporaceae. The coding region runs from base 32 to 1696 and encodes 554 amino acids. Gene Ontology annotation, cellular component: nucleolus.